UUGUUGCAAUUAAAAUCUUAUUUCGUAAAGAUGAUCGAGAUAAAAAAACACGCAUUUUUAACAUAUAUAAUUAUGUUUGUCUUUCUUUUUAUCCUACGAUGCUGCCUAGCAAAUAAUUUUGAAGCAGGUGAAAAUUUUAUGUCUGAUGUUCCAGGUGUUACCAUCACCACUCAUGAAAACAAGAGGAGUGAAAAUCUGACGAUAUGUGAACAACGUCAGAAAAAAAUAUCAUAUCUUUCUCCUGUGAAAGGUUACAUUGGGGCAUUUAUCGCAAUUAUCAUGUUUGGAAGUAAUUUUGUUCCUGUCAAAAAGAUAAAAACGGGUGAUGGUGCCUUCUUUCAGUGGAUAGUUUGUUUGGGAAUAUGGACAUCGGGCAUUUGCAUUCAUAUUUAUAAUGGACAUAACAGACAAUUUUUUCCUUUGGAAAUGAUUGGUGGAGUUCUUUGGGGAUUGGGUAAUAUAUGCGUGGUUCCUAUUGUCAAAACAAUUGGUUUGGCCAUGGGCUUAUUGAUAUGGGGAACCCUGAAUUUACUAACAGGCUGGGCUACAGGCAGAUUUGGAAUGUUUGGUUUGAUAUGUGAACAGCCUGUCAAACAUUCAGCUUUGAAUUAUGUUGGCGUUAUGUUAGCUGUGAUCAGUCUGGUAAUCUUCAUAUUCAUUAAAACUGAAAACUCUGCAUUAAUUAAUACAAACAGAGUAGAGCGUUCUGAAGUGAUUCAGGAUGAUGGAAGUGAAAAUGGAUCUUGUACUGAUGAUCAAACUGCCUACCUUUUAAAUACUUACACAGAAAAUGCUGAUUCAUCAUGGAUUGAUGGCUUCUCUAGAUUCCAAAAACGAAUGAUAGGAAUAUUUUUGUCCGUCGUUUCCGGUGUUUUAUAUGGUCUGUGUUUUGUUCCUGUUUACAUAAUUCAAAAGAAUCAUGCAGACGCCCCAGACGAUGGUAUUCAGUACGCGUUUUCUCAAUAUUCUGGGACGCUUUUAUUCAGUACGGUGUAUUUUGUAAUAUACAGUCUUUACAAGAGGAAACCAGAUGUUUUUCCUAAAGCAGUUGCACCAGGAUUCUUUUCUGGAGUGUUAUGGGGUAUCGGUCAAGCUGGUUGGUUUGUUGCUAACACAUAUUUAUCGGAAGCAAUUAGUUUUCCUAUCGUUACAACAGGACCUGGAAUUAUUGCUUCAAUUUGGGGAGUAUUAAUAUUCAAAGAAAUAACGGGUUGGAGAAAUUUCUUACUGCUUUGCGUUGCCAUAUGUUUUGCUGUGGGUGGAGCAACGGUGACAAGUUUCUCGAAAUAAAGAGGUUUUGAAACAUGAGAAGGGAAUUGUGGACGAGUAACAUACAAGAUUUAUUAAUAAAAGAUUUUCCAUUCAACAUAGAUGCACACAUCAUUUAAAUUAAAUUGUAGAUACUAAUUAUAAAUUGCACUUUUGAGGUAAGUUGUUCAAAGAAGCUUGUCUUCACACAAAGAACUGAUUAAAAUUCGAGAUUGGCUAAAAAAUAAAAGAUUAGAACGGUCUUUGAAAAACAUUCAAGAAAUCGAAAUGAAGUAAUCAACCUCUUUUGGAUGAAAUUAGAAAUAUGACAAGAAUUUAGUUUUAAUUUUUUUUAGUACAAUCUAUAAAGUUAGUUUAAAGGUUGGCACUAAAUGAACCGAAUGAUGAGUUCACAAUUAAUAAGAUAAGUUACAUAACCAGACGAUUACAUUUAUAUUUUGGAAAUCUUGGCAUUGUAAUAUAAUGAAAUUAUUUUAAAUUAUAGUAGUAAAUAACUUUAAACAUAAGUAA
Messenger RNA from Xenia sp. Carnegie-2017, 1779 nucleotides. RefSeq names its product transmembrane protein 144-like. The record is from RefSeq and is a predicted model, not a curated record. Gene Ontology annotation, biological process: carbohydrate transmembrane transport. NCBI's taxonomy places the organism in Eukaryota, Metazoa, Cnidaria, Anthozoa, Malacalcyonacea, Xeniidae. Gene Ontology annotation, molecular function: carbohydrate transmembrane transporter activity. Gene Ontology annotation, cellular component: membrane.